This is a messenger RNA of Thamnophis sirtalis, 1044 nucleotides long. The record is from RefSeq and is a predicted model, not a curated record. Lineage: Eukaryota; Metazoa; Chordata; Lepidosauria; Squamata; Natricidae.
AUGUUUUAUUUAUAUCUUUAUGCCAAAUCUCAGGUCACUGAAGGAAUCGAUCACCAAGAUGAAACUCCUAAAUCAACAUUCCAGCCUCCAGAACCUGAUCUUUCACCUCGGGCUGCCAAUAUACUAGAAAACGUAAAGAAAGCUCUUUGGCUAUCUGCAUACAAGCGAGACUACACAGGUAGAGGGCGUAUGAACCCAUUGCAGCUAGAUGACUAUGAUGCCAAGCUUAUUGGCAGAACAACAGGAGAACUGGGCAAAAGUGUGGAUCUUAAAGAAUCCCUUCAUUCAGAUAUGUCUCAAGUAAGGCCGUUGGAAGGACGAAUUGCCCGUGUCCUUCAACGCAGGAAGUCACAUCAUCAACAUCCACAUGCUACAGAGAACUAUGAGUCACCACUUCAUUCAAGAGACCAUUGCAGCAUAAACUGGCAUUCAGAGGGAAUGCACAAUAGUGGGAAAGCUCCCCUGAGUCCCCCCAAAGUAAGCCAAAGGGACAAUUACCUGCUCAACAAUUGGAUUCAGUCUGAAACAGCUUGCCAGGAAGAAAACAGUCAAGAUAAGAAACUGCUCUCGAACAGAUUUCGGAAAAUUACCGAUACUUGGAAAACAGAUCAAUUGUACCAUAGGCAAAUUACAGUAUCACCUGAACCAGAUCCAAUUCUAAAGCCUGCUGAAUCCGUUUACUAUGAAGAUUUGCAACCCUCUCAUUUAAACAGAUAUAUUGUGUGGCAUAAUCCUGCCAUUCUCAGUAAGCCAGCCACAAUCUCAACACAACUGAAGUGUGAAAGGUGUAGUAAACCAGAUUCCGAAUGUGCUUCUAGUGUCGGAGAGAUUAUAACAAGCUGCAAUCCAUCCUCAGACUGGAUGCCUAAUUGUGGGAUGGUUCGACCUCAGACAAAAUUACUUGAUAUCCAGGAUUCUUUUACAAAGGGAGAAGCCAUCAAGUACUUGAACGAUCUUACAAGGCGGGGACUAAGAGACCUGAGGGAUCAUGACAGGUAUGGCAGAAAGCAUAAAUUCCAGGGCAUCCAUGCUUUCUUUUUGUAA